AUGUUUCUCAAGCCUGAAGAUGGCACUGAAUGGGAAUUAUUUUGGACUAAAAAUGAUGGUGAUAUUUGGCUUCAAAAGGGUUGGAAGGAAUUUUCUACAUAUUACUCCCUAGAUCAUGGUCAUAUGGUGUUGUUUGAAUACAAGCACACUUCUCAUCUUGAUGUACACAUAUUUGACAAGAGUACCCUUGAAAUAGAUUAUCCUUUCCAUUGCACUCAAGAUGAACAGGACAACCUUGACCAGAUUAGUGACGAUGACUCAGUUAAAAUUUCGGAUGAGCUACCAGCAUGCCAUAAGAAUACACAGAAAUCACCAAUGUCUUCUCCUCAACCAUGUAAGAAAUUGAGAACUUGCACAAGUAAGGUUGAAAGAAGCUCUACUUUGCAAAACUUGCCUCAGCGUGUCCAAAUUGAAGGUACAAUCUUGGAGAAGUCUAAAUUUGCAUCCGUAAAGAAAGAACCGGAUGAGAAUAUAGGUGGUACUACAGAAUUUCUAAGAGUGAAGCAGUUCACUUCUAAAAUUACCGCUAUAAAAAAAGCCAAAACUUUCAGAUCUAAAAGUCCCUCUUUCACGGUUGUCAUGAAGCCUGCCUAUGUUGAUGGAUAUGACUUGGCUGUCCCAGUACAAUUUGCUGAAAUAUAUUUGAAGAAAAAGGAAAGGAAUAUCCUCCUUCAAGUCUUGGAUGGGAGAACUUGGACUUGUAAAUAUAGAUUCCCCAGAAUUAGUAGUAGAUGGAAGAAAUUUGUAACUGAUAAUGAUUUGAAAGUGGGAGAUGUUUGUCUUUUUGAGAUGACCAACAUCCGAGACCUUUCUUUGAAAGUACACAUCUUUCCACUUGCAGAAGAAUCAAAUUCCCCUUCAGUUCAAGGAGCUCUGAAAGAAGCUAGUGAAUUCGCCUCAGAAAAUCCCUCUUUCAAAGUUAAAAUAAAGACCGAUGAUAAAUUUAGACCGGAUGUACCACUUGUCUUCAUGAGAGACUACUUCAAUAACAUGAUGCAGAUUGUGAUGUUACAGUUUGGAAAGAAAUUGUGGCCUGUAAAGUUAGUGAGAUAUAAAUCUGCACAUAGAAAUGGUGCUCGAUGGAAGUUGGUUAAUGGUUGGUUGCAAUUUGCUCGAGAAAGUAAAUUGGUAGAUGGAGAUUACUGGGUGUUUGAACUCAUCAACAGAGAGAAUGCAGUACUUAAUGUUCAUAUAUUUUGA
Molecule: messenger RNA, 1200 nt
Organism: Gastrolobium bilobum
Lineage: Eukaryota; Viridiplantae; Streptophyta; Magnoliopsida; Fabales; Fabaceae
Product: putative B3 domain-containing protein Os03g0621600
Exons: 5
Coding region: 1-1200 (399 amino acids)
Molecular function (GO): DNA binding
Source: RefSeq, a predicted model, not a curated record